This is a messenger RNA of Equus caballus (horse), 7913 nucleotides long. RefSeq names its product large tumor suppressor kinase 2 (gene LATS2). NCBI's taxonomy places the organism in Eukaryota, Metazoa, Chordata, Mammalia, Perissodactyla, Equidae. Gene Ontology annotation, cellular component: spindle pole; nucleus. Gene Ontology annotation, molecular function: ATP binding; protein binding; protein serine/threonine kinase activity. The record is from RefSeq and is a predicted model, not a curated record. Gene Ontology annotation, biological process: positive regulation of apoptotic process; hippo signaling; regulation of organ growth.
UAAAGUUAGAAAUAUUAAAUAUUGAAUCUGUAUAAAAUCUAUGGAUAGAAUCUUUACAUUCUUUACCAGAGACACUUCAGAUACUUCCGUGAACUGUAAGAGCUAACCCUUCAGUGGUGCUGUUUUGAAGCACGCCAUCUCCCCUCUAGUCCGUGGAGCCCCCUGUCAGUGAGGAGCACGCCCUCGAGGUGGAAGAGAAUGCUGCUGAGCGGAGGGGGAAGCCAGGCGCUUGGCCUCCACGUCCAGGCACGUGUACAGCUCUGCCAUCCCGCUGCCCUUCCUGGGUCAGGUGCUGUGCUUGGAAUGAGCACUGCUUUGUGCCUCAGUCUCUCACCCUCCUGCCAGCUUGUCCAGGACAGGUGCGCCAGGUGCCCGUGAGCUUUCACUCGUCAUUGCUGGUUGUUUGGGAGGCUGUGGCGACCUCCAGUGUUUCCAGGGCCUUCUUUGGGUCCCUUGCCUGGUAAGAGUCCAUUUGGUCUUGUCGCCUGAUAGUCAGACAGUAGGGAAAGAAUGUGCCUCAGAGCUGAGCCAGCUGACAAGCAUGGCUGUCCUGUGUGGGUCUGCAGCAGAGCCCUCGUGGGUGGAGCUGGGGAGAGCGUGGGAAUGAACCUUCAGUGCUAUGACUUGCUUAAGGUCUCUCAUUAUUUGUCAGUUCCCAGCCUGGGUUUAGUUAGAAAUUAUGUAAUUUCCAGUAGUUUCCAUUUUUACUUUUUCAUGAAAAUCAAUUCUUUUCCAUUUAAAUUUUAUAGUGAAGAGUGGAUUCAUGAUCAGCUUUUGACCACAUCAACUUUUACCCAUUCUAGCUUCCAUGCUGUGAAUUUCUAGUGACCACUGUCUCUCCCAUGUCUGAGGCUCUGAGGCUCCCAGGUGUGCGUCUGUAGCCGAGCCGCCCUCCUGUGGAGUUUAGUCCCAGCAGUCCUCUGAUACACACUGGCAGCUGUUGUUAGUUACAUCUUGUUUUUUUUCUUCCAGUAAUUUCAUUAUGAAUUUGAUAACAGACUGAUCAGUAGUUUUCGUUUCUUAAUUAGUGCAUUGGAAAUUGAUGAGCAAUUUUGUGAAAUGGAGAGUUGAGAUGGAACAAAUAGGGAAUGGAAAGGGGAAGGGCGGUCAGACAGACGGAAGUGGGCGGAUGUGGGGAUUCCAUACCCCUCAAGGUCCAGAGGCGGAUGCUGCAGUCUGGAUGUCUCAGGAGUCCCUUUGUGGAUGCCCACUGCCCUAGCGGCAGCCCUGACUUGUCUGGGCCCCGUGAGCCCCUCUUGGCUCUGGCUCCAGUGCCCGUGGCUCCUGGGUGAGGAAACCUCACUCGUUUCUCCUUGAGCUCAGUGAAAGCCCUGUUCUGCAAUGCAGGGAGGGACAGGUGGCCCACUGGCCACGGGACUCGCUGAGCCCACUUCCUCUGAGAUCUGCCUUGGAGGGCGAGGCUUCCCAUGGAGCGCUGAGUGAAGGUAUUCACUGAAGAAAAGCUGUGGGGCGGUACUGACACAGUCCGUCAGGUCCUAGUGACUAGCUGGAGGAUGAUGCGUUGUUUUCACAUUUGAUGUGAGUGAGGUGGUCCUUGUGUGGGUGGCUGUGGGCUUUUGCUUUGUCACCGCCUGGGCCCCAGACAUGCCACAUCACUUUAAUGCUGGCCUCAUUAGGUCAUCCCCUUACUCCCUCAGUUUCUCCUUUGUUUGCUUUUCUGUAUUACAGAUAUGUUAUACACCUUUUUAGUUUGAUUCAAAAGGUAUUUGUUACUGAAUGUACCAGGGAAACAAAAAUUAGUAAGGCCCUGGCCCUGGGCUCACGGGGCUCCUGGUCCAGUAGGCAGACUUUAAGUUCCCUGGGACAGGGGGUAAUAGGAGCACAGGGUACAGAGGAGUGCAAGCGGGGUUGCAGCGGGGAGAAGGAGACAGUCUAGAAGUCACUGGGGGGCUGUGGGUGUCUGUGCAGAAGAGGGCAAGGAGGGCUGACAUGCAGAAACCCGUGCAAAAUGCUUAGAGAUUGAAAACACCUGGCACGUAAAUAUACCAGCGUGCGCGCACAUACCGCCCAGGAAGAGUGCCUAGGCUUUGGGGCAGAAUUUGGGCAUUCUUGGGUGACCUAGAAAUACCUGAUGUAAAGCACCCCCCGGCCCCACCACCGUCCCUGACCUGUGCCUGGAACGGCAGCUGGCCUUCUGGGUAGAGGCGCCCCCUCUCCCCUCAGCCGGCCGAGCCCAGAGCCUGGACGCCUGUGGGGUGCGCCAAGGGCACUGCUCCCCUCUCCCUGCGCCUCUCCUCCGAGGGCACUCCGAGCGCUGCCUGGCGUCUUAGGCCCGGAGCCCCUAGAGCCGCAGAGGGUGUCGCCCACGCAGCCCUGCGGGCCCCAGGUGCUGCGUGUGGAGUUUGUGCUCCUGGUGGCCGCCCAGGCGCGACAGUCCAGUGACGGGAGGCCGCGUGUCGCGGCUGACUUCCUGAGGCACGGGGACAUGACUCUGGACUUGCUUCCGCUUUUCAGACGCAGCUCCGUGUGCGUCUAGCAGCGUCGUCUGAGCCAGAGUACGAAGGGCGCAUGCGCUGAGCGAGCUGGGCAGGCCUUGACUGGCGCGCACUGUUUGAACGUUUAUUUGGUAAACAAGUUGGCUCGUGAGUGUGAUUAGGUUUUAUGAUCUGAACUAUCCCUGUGAACACGAGUCAUUAUUUGCAGUCUCCUCAUGUUGAUUUUUUUGGUUAAGUUCUAAAUUUGGAGCACAAUAAGCAUAGAAAUCUGGAAGUUCUAGGUGCCCAGUAAACAGAGAAUUCGAAUCUGUCCGCCUGUUGACAUGGUCGGCCCUGGAGUUGGCACUGCCCUGAUGUUUAGCAGGUACAGAAGUCCUGGACACGUCUGGCACUUCACCCAGAGAGAGACAGCAGCUGGUGUCACGUUCCAGACAAAGCGAUUGAACAGUUAGUGCUGAUGGAAGGGCUUGUGGUUUCGGGUCGACUCCUAUUGGCACAUUUUUUAAAUGGGUGCCAAAAGCUCCAGGGUGAUCUUGAUAAGAUGCGUCUUAUACCAUGGCUUUCUCCAAGCUGUUGGAGUUCUUUGCAGACAUGAUCUCAUCACAUAACACGGCUGUGAAGUAGGGGGCUGAGAUGUUACCUCCCAUCUGCAGGAGAUGGCGGGCAGAGCCCUCAAGCAGACUGGCAGCAGAAGUAUUGAAGCCGCCCUGGAGUACAUCAGUAAGAUGGGCUACCUGGACCCGAGGAAUGAGCAGAUUGUGCGAGUCAUUAAGCAGACCUCCCCAGGAAAGGGAAUCGCACCAACUGCUGUGCCACGGAGGCCGAGCUUUGAAGGAACAGGCGACCCUUUCCCGCCCUACCAUCAGCUGAGCGGGGCAGCCUACGAGGGCAGCAGUGCACUAGACGAAGUGCCUCGUCAGUACAUGGACUUUCUCUUUGCCGGAGCGAGCCCUCACAGCAUGCCUGGCAGCCAUCAGCACCAGCCCAAAGGCUAUGCUGCGAACAUGGAGGCCGCAGGCAUGAAUUUCCCGGGGACCAGCCCCGGGGUCCAGGCCCUCCCACUGCAAGGCCCACACUACAGGCCACAUCUGCUGGUGCCGGGGGAGCCCCUGGGCUAUGGCAUCCAGCGCAGCCCCUCCUUCCAAAACAAGACACCCCAGGAGGCAGGAGGGUUUGCAAACCUGGCUGGCAAGGGCCCGGCAGUGCAGCCAGGGGCCAGCCAUGCAUUUCAGCAGGCAGGAGCAGCGACAGGUCUGUACGUGCCACAUCCACACCAUAAGCAGGCCCACCAGGUGCACAUGAUGAGCUCUCGGGGCCAGGUGUUCACAAGCGACAGCCCCCCCCAGAGUGUGCUUACUCCCUCUAGAAACAGCCUCAACGUGGACCUCUAUGAUAUGAACAGCCCUUCUGUCCAGCAAUGGCAGUCCUCCACCCUGUCCCGCCGCGACUCUCUUCAAAAGCCGGGCCUGGAGGCACCCCCCCGUCAGCACGUGGCAUUCCUGCCCGAAGGCCCUGUUCCCAGCAGAACCAACUCCUUCAACAACCACCAGCAGCAAGUGACCGUGCCCAUCCGGGCCGGAGUGCCCAGCAAACCAGAGCCUUCCAUGCCCUCCCCCAACACCAUCACGGCUGUGACGGCUGCCCACAUCCUGCAUCCAGUGAAGAGCGUGAGGGUGAUGAGGCCUGAGCCCCAGACGGCUGUGGGGCCCUCCCACCCAGCCUGGGUGCCAGCGCCCCCACCAGGGGUGGAGAGUCUGGACUCCAAGGACGAGCACCCUCUGCCCUUGGGGGGCGCUGCUGCCUACCCUCUGGACGUUGAGUACGGCAGCCCAGAGAUGAGGUGCCCGCCCCCGCCGUACCCGAAGCAUUUGUUGCUUCAGAGUAAGUCAGAGCAGUACGACCUGGACAGCCUGUGUGUGGGGAUGGAACAGAGCCUCCGAGGGGGCCAGGCUGCGGAGCCCGCUGACAGGAAUGACAAGAGCCACAAAAAUGCCAAAGGGGAGAAAAUGGGGAAGGAUAAAAAGCAGAUCCAGACUUCUCCUGUUCCUGUUCGGAAAAACAGCAGAGAUGAAGAAAAGAGAGAAUCCCGCAUCAAGAGCUACUCGCCAUAUGCGUUCAAGUUCUUCAUGGAGCAGCACGUGGAAAAUGUCAUAAAAACCUACCAACAGAAAGUCAACCGAAGGUUGCAGCUGGAACAAGAAAUGGCGAAGGCGGGGCUCUGUGAGGCGGAGCAGGAGCAGAUGAGGAAGAUCCUCUACCAGAAGGAGUCCAACUACAACAGGCUGAAGAGGGCCAAGAUGGACAAGUCCAUGUUUGUGAAAAUCAAAACCCUGGGCAUCGGCGCCUUUGGAGAAGUGUGCCUUGCUUGUAAAGUGGACACUCACGCCCUGUACGCCAUGAAGACCCUGAGGAAGAAGGAUGUCCUGAACCGGAACCAGGUGGCCCACGUCAAGGCCGAGAGGGACAUCCUGGCUGAAGCAGACAAUGAGUGGGUGGUCAAACUCUACUACUCCUUCCAAGACAAGGACAGCCUGUACUUUGUGAUGGACUACAUCCCUGGGGGGGACAUGAUGAGCCUGCUGAUCCGGAUGGAGGUCUUCCCUGAGCACUUGGCCCGGUUCUACAUUGCAGAGUUGACUCUGGCCAUCGAGAGUGUCCACAAGAUGGGCUUUAUCCACCGAGACAUCAAGCCAGACAACAUUUUGAUAGAUCUUGAUGGCCACAUCAAACUGACAGAUUUUGGCCUCUGUACUGGGUUCAGGUGGACUCACAAUUCCAAAUACUACCAGAAAGGGAGCCACAUCAGACAGGACAGCAUGGAGCCCAGUGACCUCUGGGACGAUGUGUCUAAUUGUCGAUGUGGAGACAGGCUGAAGACCCUGGAGCAGAGAGCCAGGAAGCAGCAUCAGAGAUGUCUGGCUCACUCCCUGGUUGGGACGCCAAAUUACAUCGCGCCAGAAGUCCUCCUCCGAAAAGGGUACACUCAGCUCUGUGACUGGUGGAGCGUUGGAGUGAUUCUCUUCGAGAUGCUGGUGGGGCAGCCGCCCUUCUUGGCCCCUACUCCCACAGAAACCCAACUAAAGGUAACUGAGGAGGUGAUAAACUGGGAGAACACGCUCCACAUUCCAACCCAGGUCAAGCUGAGCCCUGAGGCCCGGGACCUCAUCACCAAACUGUGCUGUGCUGCCGACCACCGGCUAGGGAGGAAUGGGGCUGACGACCUGAAGGCUCAUCCAUUCUUUGGCACCAUUGACUUCUCUGGUGACAUCCGGAAGCAGCCAGCCCCCUACGUUCCCAAGAUCAGCCACCCCAUGGACACCUCCAAUUUUGACCCCGUUGAUGAAGACAGCCCUUGGAAUAAUGCCAGUGAAGACAGCACGAAGGCCUGGGACACGCUCACAUCCCCAAGUAACAAGCACCCUGAGCAUGCAUUUUAUGAAUUCACUUUUCGAAGGUUCUUUGAUGACAACGGUUACCCUUUUAGGUGCCCGAAGCCUUCAGGAGCAGAAGCUUCACAGGCUGAGAACUCCGAUUUGGAAAAUUCUGAUCUGGUGGAUCAGACUGAAGGUUGCCAACCAGUGUACGUGUAGACACUGACUCUGCAUCCCCCCCGCUCUGCUUCUUCAGAAGCCGGGGUGCCUGCAGCUGGUGCCUUAACAGGCCAGUGGGCAGCUGAGGCCAGCUUUGCUUGAGGUGGUUCAUUGAUUACUUCACUCGAAAUACUGGUCUUCAUUGAAAACUCCCAAAACAAACAAGAAAGCUUUUCUAAAAAGGACUCCGGUCUAGCAGAUCUUCCUCUCUAGAUUCUGGCUGACGGGGGGAGAGGGAGGUGGGGCGGGUGGCAACAUUGCUUUCAACUGGCUGUUGAGGACCUUCACUGCGUUAAAACAAUAUUUUAAAAAAUUUAGUACAGUUUAGAAAGAGCACUUAUUUUGUUUAUAGCCAUUUUUCUUACUAAGUUAUAGGGAUUAACUUUGAGAAAUCAUGCUGCUGUUAUUUUCUACAUUUGUAUUUUAUCCAUAGCACUUAUUCAUAUUUAGGAAAAGACAUAACAACUGAAGAACAUGUGAUAAGAGGUCUCUGUGCAAUAAUGUAAAAAAAAUAACACUGUUCUGAUGUUAGUGAUACAUUUUAUUCACACAAUGGUUUUUGUUUUAUAUUUUUUCCCACAUUUCAAAAUUGUGAUAUAAUGUUAAAAGCUGCUUUUUUUUUUUUUUGCUUUUUGCAUAUUAUAGUUUAAUAGGAAGUGUGAAUAAGGUAAUUAUGUGGGUGUGAUUUCAGAUGUCUGGUGUGUAGAAAGUACUGCAUGAGCAGGGUUUUUCUGUUAUAAAAUUACCAUAUCUUGCCAUUCACAGCAGGUUCUGUGAAUAUGUUUUUACGGAGUAUCUUUAAAUGAGGUGUUCUAGACAGUGUGCUGAUAAUGCAGCGUGUGGGUGACUUCCUUGCUGUGAUUGUGUCCCUUAUUGUUUUGUUAAAGAAAUGCAGAUGUGUAAAUGAGAAGUGACUUGUGUGUGUGUCUUGGGUAUGAUUGGAUUCUUUUGGGGGUGAACUUAAACAUUUGUCAUAUACUAAACUUGUAUACAUCAAAAGGGAGUAAUUUAGCUAUUCCAAAAAUUUUAAGCUAAUCAUGGAAUUAUGUCCGUUUCAGUAGUCAGUGUGCUUUUUCGUUUUUGGCGUAGCUGAUACGUGGAAUCCAGUAGCCGAGACCCUUCUGCCAACAGACGGCCCGCGCUGGAGGGCUUGAUGGCGUCAUUCCCUGUUGUGUCACAGCUGAGGGCUACCACGGUGAAAUUUAGUAAUCUUGAGGUUCCUUCACAUUUUUUUGCUGUUGUGCUUUGAAGUAUCAAUCUUAACUUGGUUUUAAAAAUACAUUUUUCUAAUAUUUAUAAAACAGCAAGGAUUAUUCAAAGUGACAUUGGAAUAAAUAAUGAAGCCAUACAUAUUUUCUUAGAGGUGUAGACGUAUAUAUAACUGCAUAGAUAAACACACAAAAUAUUCCUUAUUUCAAAUGAGUAUGAUUCCUAUUUAAAGUGAUUUAUAUUUGAAUAAAAAGGUCAAUUUUUUUGCUUUUUAAAAAAUCUGAUGCAUCAUAUUUUUCAUUUUAUUAUUCCACAUAUUUUUCCUUGAAGUUUUUAGCAUAAUGUAUCCAUUAUUUAGUAUAUAUCUAGGCAACAACACUUAUAAGUUUAUCAAUGUCUAAACUAAAAAAAACCGAUUCCUGUGUACUGGUUUACAUUUGUAUGAGUGGCAAAUGCUAAAGUCUGCUGUGCUUGUAUCGUGACUGUCAGUAUUGUUGCUAUUUUAUAGUAAUGCCAUGUCGUUAUUUACAGCGUUCUGAUGUACUUUCAUGUGGUAGUUUCUUUCUCAGGAACUCAAUUUAACUAUUAUUUAUUGAUAUAUCAUUGCCUUUGAAAAGCUUCUACUGGCACAAUUUAUUAUAAAAAUUUUGAAUCCAUA